This is a messenger RNA of Cylindrotheca closterium, 864 nucleotides long. NCBI's taxonomy places the organism in Eukaryota, Bacillariophyta, Bacillariophyceae, Bacillariales, Bacillariaceae. The record is from the annotation of a GenBank genome assembly.
AUGGGGGAUGCCAUCAGCUCUCUCCUCUUUCAGCCUCCGCCUCCUACCUAUCUACAUCCUUCACGCCAUUUUUGGUUGAACAACUCAAAGGGGUUUCGAAUUCCUGCUUUCUUUAUUGAGCGACCCAAUGCGCAAGUGACAAUUCUCUUUUCACAUGGAAAUGCGGAGGAUUUAGGGAUGAUAUACGAUUGGUUCAAUGACUUGGCGAGGGUAUUACGGGUGAAUAUUAUGGCAUACGAUUACACAGGAUAUGGAAAAUCAAAUGGUCAUCCAAAUGAAGAAUGCUGCUACGCUGAUAUUGAGGCUGCCUUUGAGUACUUGAUUGAAGUCCGACGGCUUCAACCUGAACAAAUUGUGUUGUAUGGGAGAUCGCUUGGUUCUGGACCCUCGUGUUAUCUAGCUCAAAAAUCAGCAAAAGAGGGACACAGUGUCGGUGGUUUGAUUUUACAAAGUCCACUGCUUAGUGCAUACCGUGUUGCCUUUGACUUUCGGUUCACCAUGAUCGGAGACAGAUUUGCAAACGUAGACAAAGCACCAAAAAUCCAAUGUCCUAGCUUCAUCAUUCACGGUACACAGGAUGAGGUAGUUCCGUUUUGGCAUGGCGAAGAACUCUUUUUGGCGUUGCCGCAACAAUGGCGGGCAAAACCAUUCUGGGUCGAGGGGGCUGGUCACAACAACAUUGAAGCCUUGUUACGACCAACUGGGGCGUUUGUAGACAAACUCACAGAGUUUCUAGAUUUGCACGUAAGUGCCAGACGGGGGCGGAUUGCACCUCCCACGAGUGUACCAGAGUGCGUGCCACUGGCAUUGCGAGAAAUUCGAAGUGCGGCGGGAGAAGAAACAGCAAGUAGUAUUAUAACAUAA